Molecule: messenger RNA, 4100 nt
Organism: Sorex araneus (European shrew)
Lineage: Eukaryota; Metazoa; Chordata; Mammalia; Eulipotyphla; Soricidae
Gene: LIG3
Product: DNA ligase 3
Exons: 22
Coding region: 107-3262 (1051 amino acids)
Biological process (GO): lagging strand elongation; DNA recombination; double-strand break repair via alternative nonhomologous end joining
Cellular component (GO): DNA ligase III-XRCC1 complex
Molecular function (GO): DNA ligase (ATP) activity; ATP binding; DNA binding
Source: RefSeq, a predicted model, not a curated record
CCCGGAUUUAAAGAGACAGGCGCUCCAACCGUCGUGGGCUGCCCGCGGCCUGUGGGCUCCAGCUGCCGAGGCCCGCGGCGAGCAAGGGAGCCGGGGAGGCAGCUGUAUGACUCUGACUUUCAAGAUCCUCUUCCUACCAGCCCUCCGUGCCCUCGGCCAAAAGGAACUGUGCCUGCUCAGGAAACAGCAUCACCGGCCUGACGCCAGGCAGUUCCGUCUGUGGGCAGAGACAGGUCUGCCCCAUGGGUGCUGCCUCUCCAAGAGGAGGAAGCCUGGUCUGUUGUCCCAGGGAGCAAAUCUAAGACCCCGCGACACACAGCCGGGUUUCUUGCCCAGAUCGCAUGUGGGACUGUGCAGUGGCCCCUGGGAGAUGGCCGAGCAACGAUUCUGUGUGGACUAUGCCAAGCGGGGCACAGCCGGCUGCAAGAAAUGCAAAGAGAAGAUUGUGAAAGGUGUAUGCCGGAUUGGCAAGGUGGUCCCCAACCCCUUCUCAGAGUCUGGGGGUGAUAUGAAAGAGUGGUACCACAUUAAAUGCAUGUUUGAGAAACUGGAGCGGGCCCGGGCCACCACCAAAAAAAUUGAAGACCUCACAGAAUUGGAAGGCUGGGAAGAGCUGGAAGAGAAUGAAAAGGAACAGAUAAAUCAGCAUAUUGCAGAUCUGUCAGCUAAGGCAACAGGCACACCGAAGAAGAAAGCUGUUGUUCAGGCAAAGUUGACAGCCACUGGCCAAGUGACAUCUCCAGCAAAAGGCACCUCGUUUGUCACCAAUACCAAUCCCCGGAAAUUUUCUGGUUUUUCAGCCAAGCCCAACAACUCAGGGGAAGGCGUCGUCAGCCCAGCCCCUUCGACCAGUCUGUCUGCCAGCAAGUGUGACCCCAAGCAUAAGGACUGUCUGCUCCGCGAGUUUCGCAAGCUGUGUGCCAUGGUGGCCGAGAACCCGAGCUACAACACCAAGACCCAGAUCAUCCAGGACUUCCUGAGGAAAGGCUCAGCAGGAGAUGGAUUCCACGGCGACGUGUACCUCACUGUGAAGCUGCUGCUGCCAGGGGUUAUUAAGAGCGUCUAUAACUUGAAUGAUAAGCAGAUCGUGAAGCUCUUCAGCCGCAUUUUUAAUUGCAACCCGGAUGACAUGGCACGAGACCUCGAGCAGGGUGAUGUGUCGGAGACGAUCAGAGUCUUCUUUGAGCAAAGCAAGUCCUUCCCGCCCGCUGCCAAGAGCCUCCUCACCAUCCAGGAAGUGGACCAGUUCCUCCAGCAUCUGUCCAAGCUCACAAAGGAGGAUGAGCAGCAGCAGGCCCUGCAGGACAUCGCCUCCCGGUGUACCGCCAACGACCUUAAGUGCAUCAUCAGGCUGAUCAAACAUGAUCUGAAGAUGAACUCAGGCGCAAAGCAUGUGUUAGAUGCCCUCGACCCCAACGCCUACGAAGCUUUCAAAGCUUCCCGCAACUUACAGGAUGUGGUGGAGAGGGUGCUCCGCAACCAGCAGGAGAACGAGCCAGGCCAGCGACGAGUCCUGAGUGUCCAGGCCUCGCUGAUGACCCCCGUGCAGCCCAUGCUGGCCGAGGCCUGCAAAUCCAUCGAGUAUGCCAUGAAGAAGUGUCCCAACGGCAUGUUUUCGGAGAUCAAGUACGACGGGGAGCGAGUCCAGGUGCAUAAGAACGGGGACCACUUCAGCUACUUCAGUCGCAGCCUGAAGCCUGUCCUGCCUCACAAGGUGGCCCACUUCAAGGACUACAUCCCCCGGGCGUUCCCCGGAGGCCACAGCAUGAUCUUGGACUCGGAGGUGCUCCUUAUUGACAACAAGACAGGCAAACCUCUGCCCUUCGGGACUCUGGGCGUGCACAAGAAAGCUGCCUUCCAGGAUGCUAACGUUUGCCUGUUUGUUUUUGAUUGUAUCUACUUCAAUGAUGUCAGCUUGAUGGACAGGCCUCUUUGGGAGCGACGUAAGUUCCUUCAUGACAACAUGGUUGAAAUUCCCAACCGGAUCAUGUUCUCAGAAAUGAAGCAAGUCACGAAAGGCUCCGAUUUGGCUGACAUGAUCAACCGGGUGAUCCGGGAGGGCCUUGAAGGGCUGGUGCUAAAGGACGUGAAGGGUACAUAUGAGCCUGGAAAGCGGCAUUGGCUGAAAGUGAAGAAAGACUAUUUGAACGAGGGGGCCAUGGCUGACACAGCUGACCUGGUGGUCCUCGGGGCCUUCUAUGGGCAAGGGAGCAAAGGUGGCAUGAUGUCCAUCUUCCUCAUGGGCUGCUAUGACCCACACAGCCAGAAGUGGUGCACAGUCACCAAGUGUGCCGGAGGCCACGACGAUGCCACACUCGCCCGCCUGCAGAAGGAGCUGGACAUGGUGAAGAUCAGCAAGGAUCCCAGCAAGAUACCUAGCUGGCUGAAAAUCAACAAGAUCUACUACCCUGACUUCAUCGUCCCAGAUCCAAAGAAAGCUGCCGUGUGGGAGAUCACAGGGGCUGAAUUCUCCAAAUCUGAGGCUCACACCGCCGAUGGCAUCUCCAUUCGAUUCCCUCGCUGCACCCGCAUCCGUGACGACAAGGACUGGAAAUCUGCCACUAACCUCCCCCAACUCAAGGAACUGUACCAGCUGUCGAAGGAGAGGGCCGACUUCACCGUGGUGGCAGGAGACGAGGGAAGCUCCACGACCGGAGGCAGCAGUGGGGAGAACGAGGGUGCCUCCGGGCCCCCUCGCGAGGCCCCCAGUGCCAAGAAGGCAGGAGAGAAGCUGAGCAGCCCCAGCAGCAAAGGCGGUGACAAGUGGAAUGCAAAAAAUGGCCCUGUGAAUGCCAGUGAGCAGCAGGCCAAGAAGUCUCCCCUGCGGGUCGGACAGAAGAGGAAAGCAGAAGGGGCCGAGACCCCGGGCCAGACAAAGAGGCAGCAGAUGAGUGAGCAGAAAGGCGGAGAGAAGAGGAAGGCAGAAGUGGCCGAGGCGCCAGGCCAGACAAAGAGGCAGCGGAUGAGUGAGCAGAAAGGCGGAGAGAAGAGGAAGGCAGACGUGGCCGAGACUCCGGGCCAGACAAAGGUGCUGCUGGACAUCUUCACUGGCGUGCGGCUCUACCUGCCGCCCUCUACGCCCGACUUCAGCCGUCUCAGACGCUACUUUGUGGCUUUCGAUGGGGACCUGGUACAGGAAUUUGACGUGGCUUCAGCCACACAUGCGCUGGGGAGCAGGGACCAGAGCCCGGAUGCCCAGCAGGUCUCCCCAGAGUGGAUUUGGGCAUGUAUCCGGAAACGGAGACUGGUAGCCCCCUGCUAGGCCCCGGAAGGCCUCUCUCUCCUGGGCUUCUCUUCCCGCCACACACAGACGCACACACACACACACACACACACACACACACAAACUCUCACUCACUCACUCACUCACUCACUCACUCACACUGCUUGGUACAGGCUGGGCUCACGGAAGACAGUGAGGAUGGGCUUUCUUCUGCAAGUAUAAGUCUUCCAAACCCACAAACUGUGCAUGGGCUCAUUCGGAAUAGAAGUUAGCUGCUGUGGGUGCUGUUGGUGACGUGAACUCCCCUUACUGGUUUACAUAGAUCUUUCAGAUCUGGGUGCUGGUUUUCUCUUUUUCUUAAAAAAGUUUUAAAAAAAAAAAAGGUAACAUUCCCAGUCUGUUUCUCUCCGUUCCCCACCUGUGAUUUCUCCAGGGAUUUAAGUGACUGGGACUUGGAAACUCUAUCCAAGGAGCUGAUCCCAGGGGAAGGCUUCUCUCCUGGCCUGCCCCUUUAAAUUAUUUAAAAGGCCCCUCGGAAAUGCUGCUCAUAUUUGGCACAAUUUGUAUUCAGCGUAGUCUUUUUUUUUUUGCCAGUAAUGAAGCCUCAUUUGAAAAAAAAUGAAUUUUAUGACUUCAUUCUGUAUUCUCUGAUUACAGGGUAUAUGAAGGGUGGGAACUAGGAAUGGGUAGGAAUAUGGGGACUUUGAAAGGAGGUGCUUUGGGCUAUUCCUUUGGGGGAUUCAGGCAGGCCUCGAGGAUCUCACCUUUCCCACAUCUGGACAAAAUCCCGAGGACAGAUCUUCAGUUUGCUCACAGAGACUGUGCCUCUGCCAUCAGGCUGUUUUAUUUGAAUAAAAGGAUACUAGUUUAGCAUAGA